CUUUCUCUCUGGUUUGAUCUCUCUUGAGUUUCUAAUGGGUUUGAUUUUCUUACCUUUUUUUUUUUUUAAUUUUUUGGCUCUGUGUGUGUGCAGACUGCAGAGAAGGUGAAGAAAAACAUGAGAGUUGACAAAUAUAAGGGGGUGAGAAAGGGGAGGAAAUGCAAUGGGAACCCAUUCACUGAGCUGUGUAAUGAUGGGAAGCAUGUGGGUAGGACUCAGAACCCAGAUUUAUACUCUCUUUCUCUCUCCAAAAAAUAUAUUACAAGACUGUGAAGAGACAAAAUUCCUGUAACAACUUGCUUGGGCUAUCUUUUCUCAUGUUCCAAACACCUCCCACUACCUGUUUUUCUGUUCAAAAUUCGAGUCCUAAGAAACCAUUCUCUGCAUAUCCGUAUACCUGUGUAUCUCUUUCUAAUUUCUCGUUUUGAUUCCUUACUGUUUGUUAGAAUGUACUUCCAUUAUUAUAUGUAUAUAAUGUGUGAGAUGAUCAUGUGUAUAUGUAUAUAAUAGUCCACCAUGAUUUUCAGGGAAAGCCACGAAUUAGUAAAUAUAUAUAGUUGCCACACUUGUAAUAGGAACAUGGUCUCUGGUUUUUUCCCGAGUGGGGUUGGAAAUAAUCCUAUGAUCAGAUGCUCAAUAUUACAAGUUCACCAUGAAGAAGGUGGAGUAUAAUCUUCAACCAAAGAAGUCGUUGAAGGGGAUUGGCAGGUGACAAGCAAGAUAAGAUGGUUGAGAUGGAUUGGGUGGGAUGGUCAAAAGGAGGAUGGGAUUGUCAACAUCAGGCUAUCCUUGGGGGAGUUGUAACUUGUAGUUGGAAUCAUCUGUCUCUCUCUCUCUCUUUCUUUCUAUAUAUAUAUACUGUUUUCACCAAGUAAAGGCACUGUUAAUAGAAAAUGAAAACAAAAAUGGUGAUGAUUAAGACUAUGAUUAAUAGAUAUCUUUUAGGAAGCCCAGAGAGAGAGAGAGAGAGAGAGAGAGAGAGAGAGAGAGAGAGGAGGGUACUGCUGAAGAUGCUCACUUUAACUGCAGUUUACUGAAACUUUUACAGGACGCAUGGAAUAGAAGGAGUUUUCUUGAUGUGGAAUUAAAGAGGGCGGUUAGUGCCAGUACCAGAUUGUACAAAAGGCGACUCCAAACUGAGGUUUGAUCCAACUUUGCUUCUGUUAAUCGCAAUAAAAGGGCUCGAAAAAACCGAACUUCCUCGGUCUCUUGGCUCUUUGUAUGAUUUUCAAACUUUGGGGAAGUAGCAGCUGGAUCUGGAAUUGGGAUUUGUCUAAGGCUUCUACGGUUUCUUAGUAUCGAAAAUUUAGAACAGGCGAUGGAUAGUUUGGGUUGGGAUGGCUCACCAGUGGUUGCGAACGCAUCGUCCUUGUGGAGCAAUCAGCAAAGUGGGGUCGAGCAAAGCUUGAUGGUGACCAACUUGAACUGCUGCGGUUAUGGGGGAAGGAUGCAUCUGGUGGAAGACAUGUUUGAUCCAAUUCAAGAGCUCCAAAAAGCUCAGCCUUCACAUGGGACUUCAAGUUCUAAUAAAGUAAGUGAAAUGGCUCAGCAAUUGGCCCCGGCUUUUGCUUCGGAUUCCGUACAUGUUGUUUCAAACUUGAAUUUAGCAGCAGAUACCGGGCUUGCUAAGUCGGUGGCUGGAACCAAUUGGGAAGAAGCCUUGAGAGCUGAAUUGGGGUCUUCCCCUUUGAUCAACAGGCCUUAUAUCAUGAACCCAUUAGGCAGUUUAAUGGCUGGUUUUGGAAAAACCCAGCAAUUUCAGGUUGUUAAUGGCUUCCAAGAUGGCACAGCUGGUGUUUCUGCGACGGGCUCUCUUGAGUCUCUUGACUGCUUGCUGUCAGCAACUAACAGUAACACUGAAACAUCUAUUGAAGAUGAUGGAAUUUCUGUGAUCUUCUCUGAUUGCAGAAACUUAUGGAACUUUGGUUCUGGCAGUGCAGUUUCAUCUGGAGAUUCUGAGAACAAUGGCUUCAAUACAAGAAAGAAGGAGAUGCAUUGCGCGGUAAAUGAGCUUGAUGAAACAAUCUCUCAGGGUUCCUCAGACCGACUUGCUAACCCUGGAAUAUGUUCAGAAACCAAGCCUAAUUCUAUGAAGAGAAGCUGUGAUCAAAAUGAACUCAAAGUUAGUCCAAAUUAUCAUUGCUUUGAUCUUCUCCAGUCUGAUGCUUGCACCACAGAUGGCGGUUUCCGACUCAUUUCUGAGAAUUCACCGAAACCAAAGAAGCCGAGAUCGGAAAAGCGGCCGCCAAGUUCAUCAAACAUCAACUUCCAGCAGCCGAGUUCAUCGGCGUCCUCAGUGGAGGAACCUGAUUCUGAGGCCAUUGCACAAAUGAAGGAGAUUAUUUACCGGGCUGCAGCUUUCAGGCCGGUGAAUUUUGGAAUGGAUGCGGUGGAGAAGCCCAAGAGGAAGAAUGUUAGGAUAUCAACUGAUCCACAAACAGUGGCUGCAAGGCAAAGGAGGGAGAGAAUCAGUGAAAGAAUUAGGGUUUUGCAGAGGCUGGUUCCUGGUGGAAACAAGAUGGAUACUGCAUCAAUGCUUGAUGAGGCUGCUAAUUAUCUCAAGUUCCUCAGGUCACAAGUCAAAGCUCUAGAAACCCUAGGCCACAAGCUUGAUUCAGUGAAUUGUGUCCAUACAAACCUUCCUUUCUCUGCAUUGCCCUUCAACCACUCAUUUCCCAUGCAAACCCAUCUUCCACUCCAAAACCCUAGCCCAAUCCACCAACCCAGGAGUUGAAAAAAAAAAAAACAAGAGCUUACCCAGAGGGAAAAAAAUUAAGUUAAUCUAGAAUCAUUCCCUCAAACCCAGUUUAAAAAAUCCUAACUCUAGACCCUAAUCAUACUCAUCAUCAUAUCAUUUUCUAGCCCACCAAACAGGGAAAAAAAACCCUAAUCUAAGACCCAUCAUAAUUUUCAUCAUUACGACGUUCUAUGAUAACAUCUGGUAAUUAUCAGCAGCAUGAGGACACCCACCAUCCAAGCGCACAAAAUAUUAGACUGUUGGGCAGACCCAUCUCCACUGCUGUUUUUGCUGCUUCCACUAUCAUUUUGUCCAGACUUCGCCAAAUAAGAUAGAUAGUGGAAGUAGCAAAAGGACUUGGCUUUGAUGCAUGACUUUUCUUUUUGUAGUACUAAAAAGCCUCCUCUGCAAUUAUAGCACUAUGAUUAAGAUGAGGGGCUAGAAAGUGAUUAUCACUUUAUCUUGUUUAAUAAUUCUUUUUUAUGUCAUCCUAUGUACUUAAAGCUCACUUUUAUUGGAGAUCUUUAUGGGUUUUUUUAAUGUACUAUUUUAGCUAAAACCAAUGCAAGAGACAUUCUCUUAAGAAUUGUGAGCCUGAGUCAGUGGUCCUGUCUCCUUGAUUCAAUCCAAAGCGUGCCCUUGGAAAGCACCCCAACCUUAUUGCUCA
Messenger RNA from Vitis riparia (riverbank grape), 3404 nucleotides. RefSeq names its product transcription factor bHLH87. Gene Ontology annotation, biological process: regulation of DNA-templated transcription. The transcript has 3 exons. The record is from RefSeq and is a predicted model, not a curated record. Lineage: Eukaryota; Viridiplantae; Streptophyta; Magnoliopsida; Vitales; Vitaceae. Bases 1319 to 2734 code for a protein of 471 amino acids. Gene Ontology annotation, molecular function: DNA-binding transcription factor activity; protein dimerization activity.